Mercenaria mercenaria is the source of this 2326-nucleotide messenger RNA. RefSeq names its product CD209 antigen-like protein 2. The coding region runs from base 777 to 1271 and encodes 164 amino acids. The transcript is spliced from 9 exons. Lineage: Eukaryota; Metazoa; Mollusca; Bivalvia; Venerida; Veneridae. The record is from RefSeq and is a predicted model, not a curated record.
UAUUUACAAUAAACAUAGCUUAACAAUAAGGUCAUAGUUACUGUAAAAUAAAUCAAUAAUUAACAGAUCUAUAGAUCUAAAUUAUACCAGUAGUUUGUUCACAAGUUAUAUACUGAGCUGUGAGGGUGGUUUUCUUCAAAUUAUAGCAAUAAUAUUAACACAUUUUGUCAAUCAUGGUACUCUUACUUUUAUAACGACUAUAUCUAACUAUCUAUCUAGCAAAAUGUUACCAAAGUAGAUGCUCGAUUUCCAGUCUACAGUAGACAGGCUGCUCGAAAAAACAAUAUAUACUGGUUUUCUCAUGGCGCGGCUCAUAUAAAACAUUUUUUUUUUUUUUUUUUUUUUUUUUUUUCAGAAUAAACCCGUAGUAAAUUUUACCAUAUUUGGAACAGUCUACAUCGCCAGUCAAUACACUAUAUCGUAAAUCGAGUCAUUCAAUUUGAUAACGGUUACAUAGUGACACCUCCAAAUAAGGAAAUCCGAUAUCACGGUUCAUACAUAUUCGGGCAUGCGUAGUCAGUGUGUAAACCAAGCUUGCAACAGCUGAAAACCUGGGACAUGUGUUUUGGAUAUAUUAACCUCAAAUAUCCGGCUGUAUAAUUGUAACAGCAUCAUUGUUAAAGGUAUAACUGACACAGUGGCACGCACGGGGAUUGUAGGAAUAUGUGAUAUUGUACAGCAUCGAAAAACAGCAACAACAACAACAAGUCUUGAUAUGCAGAGAAAAUAAGCAAUACAGCUUUUUACAGAUCUGAUUGUUCACUUAGUAAUCAACCAUGAAACUGAUACUUCAUUGUGCUGUUAUAUGCUUAGCAUUUGCUACAACCAUUUUUACAGGUCCUGAGACUGCUGCAGAUGCCAAGCCCAUUUCUGGAUGUGCUUCAAACACAGAGUUUCCACAAGGAAGAAGAAUUUCCAGUGUAUCAAGCAACUCGGACACAGAUGAUGGUUCAUCAGACUCAAAUUCAAGUAAAGGUUCACCAGACUCAAAUUCAAGUAAAGGUUCAUCAGACUCGAGCACAAGAAACGGUUCAUCAGACUCGAACUCAAGAAAAAGUUCAUCAGACUCAAACUCAGAUUCUGGAGCAGUUGAACCAUGUCCAGAGGAAGGAUGGGUCUUGUUCAGUGGAAGCUGUUAUUUUGUUAGUGACACAAAGUUGGAUUGGCUAUCUGCUGUUGCUGCCUGCAACAAGACUGGUGGAUAUCUUGCAGAGAUCCAGAGCCAUCCAGAACUGGAUUUUGUGGUUACGAUAACUGAGUUUUGUAAGUAAGACAGUGUAAUUGCUGUUUUAAAUAGUAUUUGCUACAGCUGUCAUUUGGUUGUGAAUGUAUUAAAUAUGACUCAAGGAGGGUUUUAUGUGUAUUUUGGGGAGCUAAAUAAGUUUUUACUGUUCAGUUGGGACAUGCAAUGAGUGUAUCUCAUUUUCUAAGCUUUCUUUGAUCUGCAGAUGUAUACAAAAUAAAAAGGCUCGGUUUUAAAUACUGACCAAUAUCAAAAUUAUUUCUGAUAAAUGACUUUUUGUUUACCCCGCAUAAUUAUGCUUGAUUUUAGCUCGUCUGCGGGUUAAAUGCUCGAGGUAAGGUUAUUAUGACUCUCUACCACAGGCGUAACUUAUCGAAGUUGUGAAACUCAAGUGAACACCUUCAUCCAUUAUGUUGUUCCUUUGAUAAUGUAUAUUGUAGGAUAUAGACCUUUCAUUAAAAGCAAAGUGAGCACAAACAAUAACAUAGUGUGGUAAUAGAAAAAUAUGAAACAUGAGUCGAGUGCAGUGGUAUCUAGAUUUGAUUUAUAAGUAAAAUAUCUGCUUUCUCAUAAUUACUGCAAUAUUGAUAAGCCUUACAGUUAUAGUUUUGUAGAUUUUAUUAUUUUUAUCUGAUUGGAUUUUGAAGUUACAUUUGUAUUGGAUUGGACUGAACGAUAGGCAGAUUGAGGGCGAAUUUGUUUGGCAUAAUUCUGGGGACCCAGUGUCUUUCAUCAAUCCAGAACUAUUCUUCGACAACAGAACUGCUGGUGAGGACUGUGUUGUCUCCGUCUACAAUGGCUUUAACUUCCAUAGAUGGUCUGAUUUCGAGUGUGACCUCCAAAUGUUAUAUAUCUGUGAAAUGGAUGCUAAAUAUAAUUAGCAGAGGAAGAUAACUUUAGAUGACGAAAACAGGAAAAUUUGGAAGUGUUUUACAAAAUGUCAGUGGACUGAACAUUUUUUGGCAUUUUAUCAAUGGACUAAACAUCUUCGUUGAAAGUUACAAUGCAUUCUUCUUAAUUGAGAAAAAAAUCAGUUGUUUAUUCCAAAUUCUCAGUAAUAAAAGCAUUAAAUAAUAAAAAUAA